This is a messenger RNA of Bacidia gigantensis, 1905 nucleotides long. RefSeq lists its product as uncharacterized. The transcript is spliced from 3 exons. Lineage: Eukaryota; Fungi; Ascomycota; Lecanoromycetes; Lecanorales; Ramalinaceae. The record is from RefSeq and is a predicted model, not a curated record. The coding region runs from base 1 to 1905 and encodes 634 amino acids.
AUGGAGGUCUCUCGCUUCACGCUCCUACACCAUGCUCUUUCACGAACUUCGUGCGAUUUUGUGCAGCGCGAGCUUAUUGUUGUUCGCUCGUCCAAACUCAUCGCAGAUCAUUUCAACUUCUUCGGCACUAACAUCGACAACAGCUCGACCCGGUUCAGUAUCCAGUCUCACGUCGAUGACCGCAUCCUCCACUGCUGCAUCCUCGACAUCUACAUCCUCGUCCGCCUCGCAACUCUGGUACUUGGCCCACCAUUGCACCCCAUUGUGAACCCGGAUUUCAGUGGAAACAGCAUCUGUCAAUGUGAUGACGGGCCAUCCUACCCCCAGAACACGAUCGGAACAACGCCGGCCUCGCUCUUUCAGGGGCCUUGCUACGCAACCGCGCCGCCCGCCACUACAACUGUAGCGACUGGCUCAGAUUGUCCAGUAUGGGGCCCACCAGACUGUCACAAGUCAGAAGUAAACAUCCAAAGCGCCAUCAACGCUGGCCAAGACAGGUACAAAGCGGCAAUGCUUUCCAACUGUACCGACUUCCAAUAUCACUAUGGAUAUCCCGGCCCCGACGCAGACUCCGCUGGUGAUAACUGCGCUGAAGUACUGCCUAUAGAAGAUCAUAUGCUCUGGUGGUGGGACGAGAACUCGGCCGAGUGCGAGAAACAUGAAGUCACUUUCGCCAACUGCUUCUUCGACCGUGUACCAAGUCGCAAGUAUGACGCGAGCAAUUGCACCGAUCUUGGCGGGAAUUGGUAUUGCCAGAAGCCGGAUCACAACGACUUCACUAGCUCGAACAGCACACUAGACUUCUACGUUGCUUGGAACAUCUACAACUUCGCUAUCUGGGCGGAUACAUACUACAACGCCAUCUACCGCAGCGGCUUUCUGGCAGGGCAACAGGUGUGGAAUAUGUCCGACACAUUCAUUCAACCUCAAAAGGGCCUUCCAGAGUGGGCAAUGAUCUUGUUGUACGUCUUGACCUUUGCGCUAGGCUUGAUCAGCCCAAGUGGUUGGGGCAAAGGGCUGGGAUCAAUCACAAGCACAGCGCUUGGCGAUGCUGGCAAAGCUGCAGCAUCAUCAGCGUCCCCUGCCCUGAUUGGCCACCUGGUCCCUCAAGCCUCAGACGACGGUGUCCAUGCCCUCAUGUCGUCUGCAGACAUCGAAGCCAAGCUGGGAGACCUGAUUGAGGGCCUCGCGACAACAAUGGUCACGGUCGCCGUCGACAUCCCUGGUAAUGUCACCGCCUUCGCAGAAUGGACACAUUUCGGCUACUACUACUCCGAGCCCGUAGACCAACAAACAAUGACCGACACCCUCAAAGCCGGCAUCAACAUGUUCGUCCUCUCCCAAAUGCUAGAAAACGACGGCUUCAUCAUCGCCCGCCAAGUAGACACCGACCCUCAAGCCCUCUUCACAAACGGCUCCACCGGCUUCGAUAGAGACCUCAUCAACUGCCCCUCUUACGAUAAAUACGGCAUGUGCAACGACUGGUGGCACUACUCUGAGAACGGCAACAACGUAGCGUACUCCCUGCUGCAACCAGACCGCACGCACGAACACGAAAGCUGGUCCAAGCAGAUCCACCAAGUUUUCGACCUCGGCCUCACUACGCCAGACAAUCUAAUCAUGGGCUCUCAACUCUGCUCCAUUGGAUGGAACUCCACCAAAGGCGAGAUCCCUGGUCCGGACACGGUGCAGACCCCCGGAAGCGUCGUCACGACUUGUCUGUCGAACUUGCAACUCUGUACGUGGAAUCUGAAGGAUGGGAGUACGGAGUUUACGGAAGGCCAGAAUUGCUCGUUCUAUGAGUUUUUUGCCAAGCAGGAGUGUAAAGGUGGGCCACCCUGGGUUCCGACGGGGUAUCUAGGUUAUUAUCUUUUUCAUGGCGCGAGAGCGAAUUGGUGCAAUUGA